CAAACACAAAACUUGAAACUUCACCAAAUUUUCUUCCGUCAAUGGACGGCUUAAAUCAACCGCCGGGGGACUUGAAUACCCGAACCGAAUAUUUAGUCGAGGAAAUCGAGAUCGAUCCGUCGAGCACAGUACUCGACCUCACGAGCUUUCAGCUUCACGAUCUCGACUCGGUCGAAUUAUCUCCGGGUCUAACCGAAUUAGACUUGACCGCGAAUCGGUUAUCGAGUUUGGACCCUAGAAUUUUGCAUCUUUCUAACCUGAAAAAGCUUUCAAUUCGACAAAACCUUAUUACUGAUGCUGCGAUUGAACCUCUCUCUGGAUGUGAAGCGUUAUCUGGUCUCGAGGAGUUGGUGCUGAGGGAUAACAAAUUAACAAAAAUUCCUGAUGUUUCCAUAUUCAAGAGCAUAUUGGUUUUUGAUGUUUCUUUUAAUGAAAUAAAUUCCUUAAAUGGAGUAUCCAAGGUCUCCAAUACUCUCAAGGAACUCUAUGUUUCUAAAAAUGAAGUUACUAAGAUGGAGGAGAUUGAGCAUCUUUGUCAGCUACAAAUUCUUGAGCUUGGUUCCAACAGAUUACGGGUAAUGGAGAAUUUGCAGAAUUUAACAACUUUACAGGAGCUAUGGUUGGGACGAAAUCGUAUUAAAACAAUUAAUUUAUGUGGGCUGAAAUGCAUUACAAAGCUUAGCUUGCAAAGCAACCGUUUACUUUCUAUGAAAGGACUUGAGGAAUGUAUUGCACUACAAGAGCUGUAUUUGAGUCAUAAUGGUAUAAGCAAAAUGGAAGGCCUGUCAACCUUGGUAAAUCUUUCAGUGUUAGAUGUAUCAUCUAACAAGCUCACUUCAGUGGAUGAUAUUCAGAACCUUGCCAAGUUAGAGGAUCUAUGGCUCAAUGACAACCAAAUAGAAUCACUCGAAGGCAUUGCUGAGGCAGUUUCUGGUUCAAGAGAGAAAUUAACCACAAUCUACUUUGAAAACAAUCCAUGUACAAAAUCUCCAAACUAUGUUAUCACCUUGAGACAGAUUUUUCCUAAUGUUCAGCAAAUUGAUUCCAGUGUAUUCGCUUAGAAGUUUACAUGGUUUCCAGGUUCCUUCUUUGUUAGGACUCUUAUAUCCAAAAAGUUGGAAGCCUAUGCAGGUGGUGUUUUCUAACUAAAUCCCUGCCCCUCUUUGGUUGCUCUAUCAAAGGACUGCCUUGAAUACAUUCUCAUGGGCGUAGAAAUUAACUUUCGAUGCAUUAACUGCUUCUCCGUUGGGGAUUAUGUUUUUGAACAUCAACCAGAGAUUCGGUUUGAAGACCCUAAGGAUCAAAUUGUAUUCUGCUGUUUUAAUGUUGCAGUUGCUGUUUAUACAUGACACCAUCCUUUAAACCUUCGUUUUCCUCUUCAGCUAACUUUAUAUUUAUCUUCUCCAGAGUGACAUUUCAAAUAUGAUUUCACUUUAUAUUACUUUGUAUCUUAUUUAGGUUUAGUUAUAUUGGCAGUUGAAGAAUUAUUAUUCAUGUGUUCUUCAUUUUAAUAUGUUCUUUGAGGGAGUUUCUUCUGUCAGGGGAAUUGCUUUGUCUUGA
This is a messenger RNA of Mercurialis annua (annual mercury), 1560 nucleotides long. RefSeq names its product protein phosphatase 1 regulatory inhibitor subunit PPP1R7 homolog. The transcript has 6 exons. NCBI's taxonomy places the organism in Eukaryota, Viridiplantae, Streptophyta, Magnoliopsida, Malpighiales, Euphorbiaceae. Gene Ontology annotation, cellular component: cytoplasm. Gene Ontology annotation, molecular function: protein binding. The record is from RefSeq and is a predicted model, not a curated record. Bases 42 to 1061 code for a protein of 339 amino acids.